UGUAAAUAUUUUCACCGGCAUGGAGCCAAACAUACCAAACGUUAAAUUAAAUAACGGUUUGGAGUGUCCUGCUUUAGGAAUUGGAACGUACGAGGUGGCGCCGACCGAAGCCAUCUGGGCCGUGAAGGACGCCAUCGACCUGGGCUACCGCCACAUCGACUGCGCCUUCCUCUACCAGAACGAGGAGGCGGUGGGCGCGGCCAUCGCGGGCAAGAUCGCGCAGGGCGUCGUCGUGCGACAGGAGUUGUUCGUCACCGGGAAGCUGUGGAGCACGUUCCACCGGCCGGAGCUGGUGCAGCCUGCGAUAGAGACCACGCUCAGGGACCUGGGCCUGACCUACCUCGACCUCUACCUCAUCCACUGGCCCAUCACGCUCAAGACUGGGGUUCGCGCGGGGAACCUCUUGCUCGCCCCUCGCCAGGAAGGGGACGCACUCCUGCCCAAGGAAGGCGACGACCCGAAGGCCCUGUUCGCCGACUCGGACCUCGUCGCCACGUGGCAGGCCAUGGAGCAGCUGGUGGAGAAGAAGCUGGCCCGGUCCAUCGGCGUGUCGAACUUCAACAGCCAGCAGGUCGCACUGAUCGACGACGUGGCGGCCAUCAAGCCGGUCACCAACCAGGUGGAGUGCCACCCGUACCUGACCCAGAAGAGGCUGAAGGAGCUCUGCAGCUCGCGGGACAUCGCGGUGACCGCCUACUCGCCGCUCGGCGCUCCGGGCCGCAGGAUGUUCCGGGCCGGCGAACCCGUCCUCAUGGACGACCCGGAGAUCCGGAGGAUCGCGGCCUCGCACAAGAAGACUCCGGCCCAGGUCGCCCUGCGCUACCAGAUUCAGAACGGCAACGUCGUCCUUUCCAAAUCCGUGAGGAAGGAGCGAAUCAAGGAGAACAUGAACAUCUUCGACUUCGAGCUGUCCGAGGAAGAAAUGACCGCACUUGACGGCCUCAACCGCAACCAUCGCUACGUGCCUAUGGACUGGAUGAAAGAACAUCCGAACUACCCGUUCAAAAUUGAAUUCUGAGUGUUGGAUCCUGUCAUGGGCUACAUAACAAGACUUGAACAAUAUUUAAAAAGCACUGAAUUAAAUAAUUUUGCAUAAAUCAUAAUAUCUCAUACUAGCAAAAUAAAUCUUUGUAAAUUCUACCAGAUUUUCUUACUGUAAAGAACAUGAUGGAAUUUGUAUCGAAUAAAAACCUGAAAUAAAAUA
Molecule: messenger RNA, 1204 nt
Organism: Bacillus rossius redtenbacheri
Lineage: Eukaryota; Metazoa; Arthropoda; Insecta; Phasmatodea; Bacillidae
Product: aldo-keto reductase family 1 member C4-like
Exons: 7
Coding region: 20-1018 (332 amino acids)
Cellular component (GO): cytosol
Molecular function (GO): aldose reductase (NADPH) activity
Source: RefSeq, a predicted model, not a curated record